AUGGAUCAUUUGGAACAAGAGAACCGAAAGCUCAAGAAAGAAGUUGUUAGACUCGCUGCUCUGAUGGAGUCUGUCAUUGCUGCUCAGAAUCAACUAUCUCCAACUCCUGCAACUCCUCAACAAAGGACUCUCAUCUCUGAGAUCGUCACAACGCCAGUGCCUAUGAUUCCAGCCAGCGAGUCUGCACUAGCUAUACCUGUUGAGUUCUCGUGGGGAAUGCCUCCGAACUUUAUGCCUGAAGGUUAUGCUCCAACUUUUGCUACUAUGUUGACAUCUAUCUCGGUCAUGUCUGUUCCUCCUCCUGUCAUGCAUACUUUACCUCGUGUUGAGGAAACCAUUUAUCAUUUUGAACCGUCUGAGGGCCCUGACGUGUAUGAGAAAAUGGACGAAAUGAAGGGCCAAUUACUAGAGCUGAGAAAGGAAUUAAAGACCCUGAGGGAUAAUGAUCAACUUCUCAUCCGCUACUUUCAAGAUAGCCUGACUGGUGUCGCGCUUCAGUGGUAUAUGGGUUUAUACAGUGCUAGUCUCCGUACUUUCAAUGACUUGGGUGAGGCCUUCGUAAAGAAAUAA
Lathyrus oleraceus (garden pea) is the source of this 570-nucleotide messenger RNA. RefSeq lists its product as uncharacterized. NCBI's taxonomy places the organism in Eukaryota, Viridiplantae, Streptophyta, Magnoliopsida, Fabales, Fabaceae. Bases 1 to 570 code for a protein of 189 amino acids. The record is from RefSeq and is a predicted model, not a curated record. The transcript has 2 exons.